AUCCUUGUAGCAGUGACCAAACAGUCGCCUGUGAAGUGGCCAAUUUCCUUAAAGAAGCUCUAUUCUCUUUCUGUAACCUACGAUGUAAGUCUUACUGUUAAAGAUAGGUUAAUGCUGAUACAAAUCUUUUCAAUUAGCUUAGCUCGAGUAAGUUUGCGGCUAACAAUCGUUACACCUUAAGAGUUAAGUGAAUGUCAGUAAUACUAAUGUGUGCCGUGUUCAUUAGGACUUCAUCUACUUUCAGGCGAACCUACUUUUAUCAGUAAUAGAAAAUAGUCAGAGGGUUAUAAUACUCAACGAUGCAGUCGCACGCACAAACGGCUAAAAAGGGGACAGCUCUCUGACAUGAACAUUUCAGUCUUUGUGCAGCUGAUUCACGUUAGCACAAAAGGAACGCCUGUUGCAGCAAAUCGGUCCUGCUCUUGUGUGUGUGUGUGUGUGUGUGUGUGUGUGUGUGUUGUGUGUUCAGGGUUGACAUUUUCGAAGAAAAAAAGAUACGGUCAAGCUGACCUCAGACGAACACCAUGCUCCCAGCCAAGCUGACCAGCCGUUUAACUGUCCUGAGGAGGAUUCAGCAUGGACCUUAUUACCCCUGUCUUCCCCCUCUGUCAAACUGCUGCCUGUAUACGGAGGGAGGACGGACUAGAGAUGGUCUCCGCUCAGAUUCCAGUGUGUUGAGAAGAGUGUUUUACAGCCAGAGUGCAAUCCGACCGUCGCUUAGACUGCGUGAAACACAGCACUGUGGGAGAAGAUCAUUCAGUUUGACAGCUGCUUCAGUUGUGAACUCAGCACCAGCUGCUGUGCAGCCAUACCUCCGACUGAUGAGGCUGGACAAACCUAUUGGGACAUGGCUGCUGUAUCUCCCCUGUACAUGGAGCAUUGCUCUGGCUUCGGACCCUGGAUGUCUCCCACAUCUGGGCAUGCUCACACUGUUUGGUACAGGUGCUCUGCUGAUGAGAGGAGCGGGCUGCACUAUCAAUGACAUGUGGGAUAAAGACUUUGACAGAAAGGUGUCCAGGACGGCCACUCGACCCAUCGCGUCAGGAGAGAUUUCUCGGAUGCAGGCACUAGUCUUCCUUGGGGGACAGCUUUCUCUGGCACUUGGGGUUCUACUGUGUCUCAACUAUUACAGCAUAGUUUUGGGUGCUGCUUCAUUAUCUCUCGUCAUCACCUACCCGCUGAUGAAGAGGAUCACCUACUGGCCACAGUUUGUGUUGGGCCUCACGUUCAACUGGGGAGCGCUGCUCGGCUGGUCCGCUGUAAAGGGUUCCUGUGAUUGGUCCGUGUGCCUCCCACUGUAUUUCUCAGGAGUGAUGUGGACACUGAUAUAUGACACUAUAUAUGCACAUCAGGACAAGGAGGAUGAUGUCAAAGUGGGGGUCAAAUCUACUGCGCUGAGGUUCCAGGAGCAAACCAAACCUUGGCUGAGUGGCUUCGUGGUGGCCAUGAUGUCGGGACUGGUGGCAGCUGGGGUCAAUGCUGAACAGACUCUCCCUUACUAUGCUGUGCUGUCCACAGUGGCCAUUCACCUAACGCAUCAGAUUUACACGUUGGACAUUAACAAACCAGAGGACUGCUGGAAGAAAUUUGUCUCAAACAGAAGCCUUGGACUGUUAUUAUUUUUAGGGAUUGUUGCCGGCAAUUUAUGGAAAGAAAGAAGAGAGACUUUGCUGCAAAAUGAGGAAGCAUCCAGAUAAGUGAGAUAAUCAGCACACAUUUUAUUACAUUUACAGUACAUUGCAUACUACAAUGCUGCGCAGUACCUUCUGAGAUUUUCACUUUAAACAAAGCUACAGAAGAUGCACUCAGAGGCUGUGUGAUUUUAACCCACACACUAAAGUUAGUAGAUACAUUUUCUUUGCUCAAAAAAACUUCAUUUACAGUUGUUGAUUUAAAAAAAAAUCACUUUCAGAUGGAUAUUGUUGAGAUUAACUUGCUCCUGGUACAUACAAAUAUCUUAUGUGUUCUAGUGCAGCUAAGUGGAACUCUAAUGGCUGCACAUACUCACACAAUCAGCAACACUUACACAAUAAACACAAUAAACAUCCAUAAUUGCAAAAAAUAUAAUAUCUGUUGUUGUUAUUGUUGCUCAAUACACCUCAGAGCUGCAUUAAGCAAUUUUUACCACUAGGGAGCAGAAAGAUCCCAAAACAAUAGCCACCUAGCCUUAAGGGGUCUACUGGUCUUGUUGUUUCACUUUUAUCUACCAAACUAUAAAUUAUCUGAGUCAACUGUCUUCAUGAGUCACUGGUUUGCCUCAGUUCUCAGGCAGGUAGCGUACACUGGACCUGUCUGAGCUUGUCCAUUGGAAACUCUAACUACUUCUUUUAUAUAAGAAGUUGGAGAGGAUAGUCAUACUCAACCAUGCAGCGUAUAUGCAAGUUGCACAAUCAGAAGCUGCUUCGGUGCUGUUCCUUCAACAAAAUAUUAGUCCAUGCAACAAUGACAAAGAAAUACAGAAAUACAGUACACUGAAACAAUAGCAGACUCCCCAUGUUGAGUGAUAUAAAGUCCAUUCAUUUAUUUUAAUGACACAAAAAGCCUGUCAUAUUGGAGUGGACCCUUUAUAUCACAUAUUUGUAUGUAUGGGAGUGAGUUACAUACAUCAGUGUGCGUGUUGAGUUUUAAAAAGAUAAAAAGCAGAAUUAUAUUAACAAGUGGAAACAGACCUAUGUAUGUUGUAGACAAAAGUCUCAGACUAGACACAUUUCUUAUUUCUACUGUUAUAACAAUACAAGCAACAAUCAUUUGAGUGUUUAUCCAGUUUAAAAAAGCGUAUGUUUUCCUCCAUGUUGAUGAAAGUUUGGGGCGGAGGUGCCUGUGUAUAUGAUAAUCUGCAUUCACUGUUGCUGCCCAGGUCAGCAUUCCCACAAAGUGACCUAAAUGCAAACCGUGCCACCACAGUGAAAAACUAAAAGUCAUGAGCAAAGGGAAGUGCUUGCACCUCGUGUAAACCAGUCUGCGCAGCCACGAAGCUGUUGUGGAGUUCCAUCGACGGGCAAACUCUGACAUGCGGGUCGACGCCUCGAUGGUCCAGAAAUCUCCAUCGGAUAAACCGCUCCAGUCUGGGGAGUCUCCUGGUGAAUUUUCCCAAAAGCCAAACCCGGCUGCGUUAUUGAGGCAUUCACUCAUCCUCCAGUGAGAAUAAUACUGGAUCCUCAAAACCAGCGCCAGACCCCAAAGCCACAGGAUCUUGUAGAGAACGCUGGAGUCAGAGGGAUCAUAGGUGUUACAUUUCAGAAAACAGACAAGACAAUACCUUGAACACUCCAGCAGUAACACCUGCAUCGAUUUUAAGAAGACCACACCCAGUGGAUUAGGUGGAGGGCUGAGCCUCAUUCCUGCCAUCUGGGACAGGAAUCGGCUGUAGGAGCACAAAGGGCCACCGAGCAGAGUGGUGAAACCGAGGAUGUAGCUGAUUAGAGGGAGAAGCAUCACACAAGCUUUCCUUUUGGAUGAAGCUUUAACUGUUAGCAUAACUCCUUUUUCCUGGAGGUCCAUGGACACUGAGGUGAUUCUCUGAGUGAGCAGCAUCAAAGAGGACACUGCCAGAAACAAUCUGAAAGAGCAAGAGUUGUUCAUGUAAUAACACACAGCAGUCCUUACUGUCACA
Chelmon rostratus (copperband butterflyfish) is the source of this 3613-nucleotide messenger RNA. RefSeq names its product coenzyme Q2 4-hydroxybenzoate polyprenyltransferase (gene coq2). The record is from RefSeq and is a predicted model, not a curated record. The transcript has 7 exons. Lineage: Eukaryota; Metazoa; Chordata; Actinopteri; Chaetodontiformes; Chaetodontidae. Gene Ontology annotation, biological process: ubiquinone biosynthetic process. Bases 525 to 1697 code for a protein of 390 amino acids. Gene Ontology annotation, cellular component: mitochondrial inner membrane.